This is a messenger RNA of Cavia porcellus (domestic guinea pig), 1333 nucleotides long. RefSeq lists its product as uncharacterized. The coding region runs from base 481 to 1194 and encodes 237 amino acids. The record is from RefSeq and is a predicted model, not a curated record. Lineage: Eukaryota; Metazoa; Chordata; Mammalia; Rodentia; Caviidae. The transcript is spliced from 6 exons.
UCACUGGCUCCGGAGGCUAGGACACAGUGGGUGGACUGGCCUGCGUCUUCUUGGCCUUCAGUUCUUAGGGACCUGACCUGUGCCCCUGUGUACACCUUCUUCCCCCUCGCCCGGCCCCUCCCAACCGCGCCCAAGGAGACAGACCCCAGGGAGUUGUUAGAUCAGGCCCAGAAGGUCCAACAAUCUUCCCACCCCCACACACUGACACUCGGGGAGGUGACCUGUGACCUGCCAGAAUCUCUAUCCACUCCAAGUCUUGGAGCCCCGCUGGAGAUGGCGGCUCCUGGGAUGGGCAGAUCACAGCCGCUGCUGCCCAUGAGAAGCCUUUGGAAGCAGCAGCUGGAAGCCUUGGGCGCUGACCACUAUGUGCUCACUGUCCCCUUCCUGGCCCAGUUCCUCACCUUGUCUUCCUCCUCUUCAUGCUGCUCUGGUACUUCUGUGGCUCAGUGUGGCUGUCCCUAGACUGGGCCAGGCCUAAAUAUGGUGAAAGGCUCAGCAUGUGGUGAGGACGUGGACAAUUUGGAAACACCAAAGAGAUUAUUGUCCUAUCAAGCCAGUGAACACAGGACAGCUCCCCCCGCCAUGAGAAUAGGUACCCACAUGGGCUUCCGGGCACUGGGCUCUUCUGUGACAGCUCCAUGGGCGUCAGUGGCUUCUCCCAGCACUUCCCUGGGCUUCGAUCUUCUCAACACUUCUGUCUUCCGGCCUUUGGAGAAAGUAUCACGUUCCACAGUGAGCCUCGAGCUGAAGCCUGGACUGCAUCCUGUCCCAGCCCCAGCUCAGGCGUGUUGUCAUCAGGAUGUCCAGGAAGCCCUGUACACAGUCCCAGGGGAGAAUCCCUGGGAACACAGUGGCUUCGUGUGCUGGGCGCUGAGGCUUGGGGUGCCACGCAGGCACACAGCCCUCAGUGCACGAGCCUUUGGGAGACACUGCUGGAAACCGAGGCAGCCCCUCUCCUUUCGCCGCCCUGUGGGGCCCCCCGAUGCCCUGUACUCGGGAGAGAAGGACAUCUUCACUCCGAAGGCACCAGGUCACCUUUGGGAGACUUGUGACCUGCUCUCUGCGCCUCUUCUCAGCCACUCCUGGGAUCUGCUGCUUUGUGCCUGUCACUACUUACAAGCACCCCCUCCCCACAAGGCUCGCCCCAACCCUGUGCCCCAGAGUGCAGACCCACCAGGGGCAAGUGGGCCCUGAUCACAGGCUUUAUGGGAAGGCUCUGCAGCAGCUGUUCUCAGACCACAGGAAGGCUGUGGUGCCCUGAACCUGACACAGACAUCUGCCUCCUGCCGCACUCCAUCCAUCAAUAAAUGCGCGUCCCUGUACGCUUGCCCCA